ACUAAUUGAUGAUAAUAAUGAUGAUUAAUACAUAUCUAAUUUGUCUAUUGAUAUCAAUUGGUCUAAUCAAACAAAAAUGUUUCGGUUGUCCAGUGCCUCAAAGGUCAGGCCAUACAUUAAGUAAAGAUCAAGAGAUAAUGGUUGACGAAGAAAAAGUACCAAAUGAUGGAUCAGACUACUUUCAAAUGGAAGCGAUUCCCGAAAUCAAAGUAAAAGACAAGUCCGUCGACGGCGGCGACACCGAUGACGAAGAAUCAAAGAUAAAACCUAAAAAUAAUGGCCAACAAAAACAAACUACCGGUGCUAUGAUGGAUAUGUUUGACGAUGGAAACGAUUCAGAUAGUAGUGAUCAACAACUCAAAGAAUCAGAUACUAGUAAAACAACGACAACACCGACAUCGACACCGACAACAACACCACCGACGAUGACAACCACAACGACAACGACUGAAAUAGUUGGCGAAAAAACUGAUGAUAAAAGUGAUGAUAAAAUGCUUCAAAUGACUGAUCCGACCGUUCACUAUAGAGAAGCACUUUUGGUACCGAAACGUGAGCGCCGUAUAAUAGCCCGCUAUAAAGUAAUUAUACCGGUUAUUGUGCCCAAUGUUAGGGUUAUGGUACCCAUGAAUAAUGGCAAAUAUACAUAAUAUAUAUAUA
This is a messenger RNA of Oppia nitens, 657 nucleotides long. Its product is annotated as probable serine/threonine-protein kinase irlC. Bases 9 to 647 code for a protein of 212 amino acids. The record is from RefSeq and is a predicted model, not a curated record. Lineage: Eukaryota; Metazoa; Arthropoda; Arachnida; Sarcoptiformes; Oppiidae. The transcript has 5 exons.